Molecule: messenger RNA, 555 nt
Organism: Homarus americanus (American lobster)
Lineage: Eukaryota; Metazoa; Arthropoda; Malacostraca; Decapoda; Nephropidae
Product: skin secretory protein xP2-like
Exons: 2
Coding region: 1-555 (184 amino acids)
Source: RefSeq, a predicted model, not a curated record
AUGGCCCCUAUUAGUGCCGUUGCUCCUGGGAGGGUUCCAGGGGGCGCAAAAGCUACUGGCAGGGCCCCUGGCGGCGCCACCGCACCUAACAGGUCCCCUGAGGGCGCCAUUGUACCUAGUAGGGCCCCUGAGGGCGCCGUUGCCCCUGGCAGGGCCUCUUCGGUUGCAAAUGCCCCUGUGACGGCCCGUGGGGCCACCACCGCUCUUGGGAUUGCCCCUGGGGGCGCCACCGCCCGUGACAGGGCUCCUGGGGGCGCCACGGCCCCUGGCAAGGCCCCUGGUGGCACCAUUGCCCCUAAGAGGGCCUUUGGGGUUACUGCCCCCCUAAGGAGGGCCACUGGGGUUGCUGCUGCUGCUCCUGUAAGGGCCCCUGGGGACACCAAGGCCUCUGGGAGAGCCCCUAUGGGUCCCGCCUCAUCUAGGAGGGCCCCUGGGGGUACCGACACCCAUGUGAGGGCCCCGGCGGGCGGUUCCUUACCUGGGAGGGCCCUUAGAGGCGGGCUCAAGGGUCACCGAGGCCCUUGGGAUUUCCUCUGGGGGCCCUGUCACCCCUAA